CUCCACGAUCUGCGGACUCAAAAUGCUGCUCAUGAAGCUACUAUAAAGCAACUAGAUGAAAGCCUAUGUGAUAUUAAGAGACUUCUAUCAACCAGAGGUGGUGAGCGCAGGGUCGAACCAAAUGAACUCCCGAUUGUGAUGAGUGGAUCACA
Messenger RNA from Perkinsus marinus ATCC 50983, 152 nucleotides. RefSeq lists its product as hypothetical. The record is from RefSeq and is a predicted model, not a curated record. NCBI's taxonomy places the organism in Eukaryota, Perkinsozoa, Perkinsida, Perkinsidae. The transcript has a single exon. The annotation marks the transcript as partial.